UGACUGUAAACAACAUCAGGUGGGGGUUGUGGAGCCCUUCGCCGUGGCCGGCCUGGCCUUGGCUUCCGUCUCGGGGCAGGGUUGGAUCGGCAUCGGCAUCGGCAUCGAUCUGUAUCCUAGGUCCCUCUCUCCACUGGGCUGGGCACUAGGCUUCGGCCUGGUGUGGCUCCGUCUCCCGGCGCUGCUAGGAUUGUGGGCUGGGGUUGGGGUCUCCGGAUCUGGAUACCAGGGCAAGGCUUACCAUAGACCCCACCCCUAACCCAGGCUGGGGACCAGGAAAGGCCUCGCCUAGAACCUGCCAGUCGCCGAGCUGGGCUCUGUGCCUCUCCAGGAGCUCAGAACUGGGUUUCUGAGGCUCAGUUCCUCUUGAUGACACAGUUACAAUGUCUUUGUCAGAGUGGCAUAUUGCGGUGAAGCUGGCAGAUCAGCCUUUGGCCCCCAAAUCCAUCCUGCGGCUACCAGAGACUGAGCUUGGAGAGUGUCCUUUGGGUGGGUGCAGCAUCUCCUACCUGAAGCAGCUUAUCACUGGAAAGCUGCAGGAGUCAGUCCCAGACCCAGAACUUAUUGAUCUGAUCUACUGUGGCCGCAAGCUGAAGGAUGACCAAACUCUUGACUUUUAUGGCAUCCAGUCAGGCUCAACUGUUCAUGUCCUGCGGAAGUCAUGGCCCGAGCCAGAUCAGAAACCAGAGCCUGUGGACAAAGUGGCAGCAGUGCGAGAGUUCCGGGUCCUGCACACUGCCCUUCAUAGCAGUCCUGCAUACAGAGACGCAGUCUUCAAGAUGCUGGGGAACAAAGAAUCACUGGAUCAGAUCAUCGUAGCUACCCCUGGCCUGAGCAGCGACCCUGUUGCUCUGGGUGUCUUGCAAGACAAAGAUCUUUUCUCUGUCUUCGCUGACCCAAACAUGCUGGACACGCUCAUCCCAGCUCACCCUGCUCUGGUGAACGCCAUCAUCCUGGUUCUGCACUCGGUGGCAGGCAGCACGCCUCUCCCAACUCCGGAGACCUCCUCGCGCAGCAUGCCCUCCAGCUCCUACAGGGACAUGCCAGGUGGCUUUUUGUUUGAAGGUCUCUCUGAUGAUGAAGAUGAUUUUCAUCAGAGCACAAGGUCCACGCCUUCCAGCAGCACUUCUGGGUCCCGCCCAGCAUCGCUUGGCUACACUGGGGCUGCUGGACCCCGGCCAAUCACACAGAGUGAACUGGCAACUGCGCUGGCCCUGGCCAGCACGCCUGAGAGCAGCUCACACACUCCUACCCCUGGCACCCAGGGUCACUCAUCAGGCACCUCUCCGAUGUCCUCCAGUGUCCAAUCAGGAACUCCCAUCACCAACGAUCUCUUCAGCCAGGCCUUGCAGCAUGCCCUGCAGGCAUCUGGGCAGCCUGCCAUGCAGAAUCCUCUCUGCUGCCAUGGGUUGGAAGUGCAUUGUUUGGGCCAGCCGCUCUGGUCAGCAGCAGGAGCAGAAGUGGGAUGGAGUCCCUCCAGGACCUUCUCUCCGGAUCUGCAGCAGGGACCAUUUCUAAAGGGCAUGGAUGGAAUCAGUUCCCUCAACAAACAGCCUGGCGGAGAGAGGAACAUACAGUCAAAUAGCAGGUCUCUUGCCCAAAAUCAGGACACAUGGUCACCAUCUGGGCCCCUUCCCCUAGAGUUCCCUGGCUCCUUCCAGCUGUGCUACCCUGCUGCUUGCUCCACCCCGAUCUGGGCAUCGCAGGGUCAUUCUCCACUCACGGACGGCAGGAUCUUCCAGGGGAUUAUCAGGAUGGCUCUGGGGAUGAAUGGAUGUUGGCAGGGGUUCCCAGGAAGGUUUGGGGUCUUUCUCUCUUCAUGAGAAGCACCUAUCCCCCACUUUGCGCCCCCAGCCCAAACCGUGCCUGAAGGAGGUAGCAGUGGGACCAGGUCAUCCCCUAGUGGGCCAAAUAGGAGCCACUUCUGGCUUUAGUGUCUCUAAGGCGAUGGGGAGUUUGGGCUGGUUCUGGGGCGGGGGACACACAAAUAUUCCAGUUGGUCUCAGGGGGGAUUUUGGGUCUCUUCCUCACCCCAUGGGGCUUCCUCGCUCACCCCUGCCUGGUGUGGGGGGGAGGGGCUGAGACUGCCUCUGUUCAUCAACGGAACUGGCUGGAUCCUUCCCUUCUCUCCCUCUGCACCCUGGGGUGGUGGCUACUUCUAUUAUGGAGGGGGGUCAGGUCCCCCAUUUCCCACCCCCAUCUCCUGUUGGCUCCCUGCAGCUGGGCUGGCUCCUCCAAGGUGCUUCUCCCCCGUUGGCUGGAGGCCACACUAGGUGGGACCCUGCUCAGCGGCAAGGAGAAGGCAGGGGCCCAAAGGAGCUCUCAGCAGUCUUGGGUUUGCUGGUUCUAGCCCAGGAGGCACCUACCCCACGUUCCCAACAGCCAUGAACUGGGUGAGGGCACCGGGUGUCCCAGACCCUGGAGUCUUGUGCUGGGGGUAUUUUGUGUGUGUGUAUGUGGGUGGAAUUCUGAAUAAUGAGGUGAAUUAGGGGAAAUCCCCCGACAAACCAUCUGCUGCAUUGAGAGGGGAUUUUCCCAUUGAAAGUACCUGAACUGACCGCUGAGGUGGGACAGGGUGAGAGUCGCAAGAAAGUGGCCCCAGAGGCUGUUGCUGCAUCCAAUGUGUGUGUGGAGUGCAUGUGAGGCAGGGGGUGUGCAUAUGGGGUAGGCCUGGAGGGAGGGGGUAACAGGGCUCAUGAACUGUGGGAGGGAGGCUGAAUGCCCUCUCCACAAAGAGGGACCUUGGCUGUACAUAGGGACUGCAGUGCCUCACCCCCAUGGAGUCCCAGGGUGUUGGAGGGUGGGGUUCAUUCAGUCCCCAAAUUAUAUCAGUGGCUCAGCCUAUUUCUCCACACACACACCUUUCUCCUGGGUGACCCUUCUCUCAUCUGUCCUGCAGAGCCCCCUGGCUCUCAGGCCAGAGACAGGUAGGAGCUGUCACUUGCUGCUUUUCCAUCAGGCUGGGUGGCCUGGGCCAGAGGAGGGAAUUGGGGAGGUUCCAUGGGGCACACUGGACAAGUGUCCUGGUUGGGGGUGAGGGGUGCCCUGGCUUUGGCACUGGGAUUGGAAUGGAUUCCACAUGCUGCCAGUUCAUAAAAACAGUGGGCCUGGUUCUGAUCCCACUUACCCGGGUGUUACCCCCUUGUGGCCCCAUUGGGCCUGGUUCUGAUCUCACUGGGUUUGUGUGUUCCUGAAGAAAGGCCUGUAUGUGGGGACAGGGGAGGGGUUUCCCCCCAAUUAUUUGGACCCUAAGGCUCCACAUUGGAGAUGGGAGCCGCUUCAAGCUCCUUCUGUGUGGUGGAGGGGAGCCUGGUGGUUUAUUUUGGGGCUUUGUGUGGAGGGUGGAGUUGGGAUGGGGUGUUACACCCCAGGGGGCAGAGGGGCUGGAGGGGGGGUCGCAGGAGGGAAGUGGGUUAGCUCUCACUCAGUGGGGAGGUGGAUAACCCUGCCUGGGGGUGAGUUGGGUCUGGGAUGAGGGGGUGAGUGUGGGGUCUGCCCCCUUCUAGCCAUGUGGCUUGGCCCAUCCCUGGUGUUGUCCCCAGCUGGAGGUGCCCACCUUGCCCCCCAGAAGGAGCAGAGCGAUCUGGUGAUUUGAUGCCUCAGGGGCCCAGGUAGGAGCUGCUUCUGGCUUUAGCCCUUGAUUGAGAUGUUUGGGGUGGAGCUUCGGGAGCUGGGCACGGCGGGGUGGAGAGGAGUGAGAAUGGGGCAGUCUCUGUAGCAGGGACCGGGGAUGAGGCGGGUGGGGGCUGGGAACUGGGUGAACCCAUCAGCAGGGAGUGGGGGCCCCAUGAUGUGUGUCUCAGUGGGACUGGGGGGUCCUGGCUGGGACGUUCCAGGGCUGAGCUCUGGGUUUUCCCUCCUGGUGUCUUGCCCAGGCCCCAAUAGCACACACCAUGGGGAGCCCUCAGCAGAACUGGUGUGGGGGCCCAUCCCCCAGGAGUCAGGGCUGGGUCUGUGCUCCCGAGCAAGAGGCCAUUUCACUCCAGGGGACAAGGCGGGGGUUACCCAUACUGCCACAUGCUGGAAGCCCCCCCGCUGGGCCCUGCUGCUGAGGGACCAUCUCAGGGCUUGGGCUAUGUUGGGCUCCCCAAGGGGCAGGACAAGACACUUGGGGGGAGGAGGCAGGGUCCUGGGGGGCUGGAUGGCGAAGCAGUGAGCUGAGCUAAUGCAGCCUCCCCAGCUGGGCUCUGCCUGCUGCCCUUAUCCCUCCUGGCUCAGUCUGAGACCCCCUGGCAGUGGGACCUGGGGCCUGUUUGCAACUUCCUGAGGCAGGACAGGGUCUGUACCCCAGGGCUGGGCUGGUGCUUUUGUGAGCUAAAGUUCAAUUGAUGGAAUUGUUUUACUAUAAAUCUGAAACACUAAAUUGUUCUUUGGAUUUGUUUUGUUAGAAUGUUGUGGAAGCUAGAUUAGUAAUAGUAGGAUUAUUUUAUUUAGCCUUAUUUUUCUAGAGUAGAGGCCUGCUUUUAAUAUUGUUUUGCUAUUCUUUGUGAACAAGCUGUUCCUUGUGUGAAUGAGAUCUGUAUGGUAUGUCAGCAAAUAAGAGAAAAGAUGCCAGCAACGGAUGGGCCUAAUUGC
Dermochelys coriacea (leatherback sea turtle) is the source of this 4575-nucleotide messenger RNA. It is a transcript of the gene UBL7, whose product is annotated as ubiquitin like 7. NCBI's taxonomy places the organism in Eukaryota, Metazoa, Chordata, Testudines, Dermochelyidae. Gene Ontology annotation, biological process: ubiquitin-dependent protein catabolic process. The transcript is spliced from 12 exons. Gene Ontology annotation, cellular component: cytosol. The record is from RefSeq and is a predicted model, not a curated record. The coding region runs from base 384 to 1823 and encodes 479 amino acids. Gene Ontology annotation, molecular function: polyubiquitin modification-dependent protein binding.